This is a messenger RNA of Mytilinidion resinicola, 1100 nucleotides long. RefSeq lists its product as uncharacterized. Bases 251 to 778 code for a protein of 175 amino acids. The transcript has a single exon. NCBI's taxonomy places the organism in Eukaryota, Fungi, Ascomycota, Dothideomycetes, Mytilinidiales, Mytilinidiaceae. The record is from RefSeq and is a predicted model, not a curated record.
ACACAAUGGAUUUAGUGCUACUGCAGCUCCGACGGUCACAUCAACCGACCAUACAGGACAUCCCGCAGGCUCCGUGGCAGCUACAGCCACACCAACAAUCACUACCCAGCCAGCGAGGCCGAAUUUCCAAGCUGAUAGAAUCUCUGGGCCAUCUGUUGUCCCUAUCCCUGGCCAGGAGCCUCGGAAAGUCCUAAAGCCACGAAAGCCGAGGGCGAAGAAGUCACAGCCUACCCCUUCGAUCGCGGAAGAAAUGGAUCCAGGCCUUGCCCAAGGAGUAAUCCAGCCUACCCUGGCACCAGCAGCAGAACCAGCUGCGCAGACGCUUCACCGAGACCAGUCUUUUAUCAACAUCGACCCCUCACUCGACAAUUGGGUCUUACAACAAGGGCUGGCUCCGCACGAAUCGAAUUUUCCGGCUGUCCCACCUGGUACUCAGCCUGCGAACUUCGAUCCAGCUAUAGGUCUACAGCCACCAACUCCUCCGGCGACCCCAAAUGUUUUCGCUUCAGCUGCUGAUGCUUUUAAUGAAAUCCAAGCUGGAUGGGCUAGUCCUCCCGCUGAUGCUGACGUAGAGUGGCGCCUCAAGACCCGCACAGAGCUUGCCGCCAACUCUCAGGAUAUCAAUUAUUCUGCUGAGCCUUCCGCAGAGGCCGAUCUGGAUGCGUUGUUGGACCAUCUUCUCUACCCCACUCCUGCGGUUCCUAGCUCAGAUUCCAUGGGCAGAGAUCUGAGUGACUAUUCAUGCUCGGGUCAUAAUGAUAUGGAGGAAGAGCUAUAGAUGGCACGCUCAUUGACAGCUCUAUUACGAGUUUGUGGUAACCCAGGAAUGGGUUUUCUGAAAGGCUUGGCCAAUCGAUGUGAGAAACACUGUGUUUAGAUGUACGAUAGUGUGUUUCAACUAGCUGCAGAUGCUACAUGUCGGCUUGGAAUAGUGAAGUAGAUGGCGAGACUGGUGCAUGUGCAUUCGGGUGCAGAUUGCAUAUAAAUGAGACUGUAAGCAGUCACGGGGAUGCUCUUAAACUUUGUGUUAUUCUUCUAUUCGAAUGUUAUUAUCAUACAGCCGAAUAGACUUAGAUCGAGAAAGACCUUCAAUAGAAACU